AAAAUGUAUCAAAAACAAUAUAAACAAUAACAACUUAAAUAAUAGUUAUUUUUUAAUUUUGUUGUUGUAUAUUAAUUGAAAAAUGUUUGAAGGUACAUCGUUGACCUGAAGAUUGUCUUCAUUAAAAUAUUAUUUUAAUAAAAUAACUGCAUUAAUUGCAGUGUAAUUGAAAAAUUAUACUAACAAAAUAGUGUUAUUUCAUUCAAAGUUACACUUCUGCUGAAGUAAAUUUCUAUAAACGGGAAAAAAUACUCUCAUACUUAUUUUACUACAAGAUUAGUAAUUCGUCUCGUAGCAAAAAUCAGUUGACUUAAUGUCAGGGCAGAUUGAAGCUGUUCUAGCAACAUAUGGAAGCUCAGCAUCUUACCAGCAGACCUUCUGUUAAUUUUUCCUGUUACAGGCCACCCCAAUGUCCAAAAAACAUUAUUAUUAAUGAAUGAGGGUUAACAGUUGAGAUUAGUUAACCCCAUGAAUUUCACAUUUACAGUAGUGUUGCAAAUAAGUGCACUUUAACAUGAAUAAUUAAUUAUAAUGUUCUCAAAGUUUAUACCCUUUAACAAAAUCUGUUGUAUUAACACCUUGUUCUCCAUAAAAUAAUUAUAUGUUUACAACCAUUACAAAGUAUUGCAAAAAUAUCCUUGAGUUCCUGAUGAACUCCUGGAAACAAAAACAUGUUUAAUUACCCCUCUGUGGACGAGCGCAGGGCUUUACAAACAUCUGAAUUAUUUAUGAGUUAUAAUGAUCUGUCUCUGAAGAUCGUGACUGAUUUUUUUUCUGGAUACAUUGAAGGCCUCUAUUUUUAUGGCAUGAAAAUUUAAUUUAAACAUAUUUUACAAAGCCUAAAAGAUGUUGAAGUUGAAGUAGGGAAAUAAAUGGUAAAAGAAUUAGAUUAUUUUUUAUUAAUGUGAAGAUGUUUUUAUUCCCUUUUUUCUAUUCUUAACUUUAUUGACCACUGUGCCACUCCUAAUACAGUACAUACUAAAUACAAAUCUUUGUGUUUGUGUGAACAACAGCAGAUCUUUUCAAAAAUAUGAGUCAACCAACCACUGUUCAAGAAAAAGUAGGAGCUGUCCAGUGCUGAAACUCCAGCUCUAGUAUAUAUUACUGGCUAUAGUCCUGUUCCACACUUUUUCCCCCAAAACAUUUGAACCGUCCCACUUGGUUUCCGUUGCGCUAUUGGUCCAAUAUGAUAAACAGUGAAAACCAAAAACUAGAAAAAAAAAUUCUAUUUUUUUUCAUGCAUCACCUUUAAAGUGUUUUUUUUCUUUCAUUCAUUUAAACAAUUCGCAAAAUGUGUGAAUGAGUAAUCUUGAUUUACUGACAGCCUUUAGAUGAGUUGUCAUUAUUUUGAUCAAUACAUUUAAUAAAUGCUCAGCUUUUUUAUUUCUGAGUCAAGCCAUAAUUUUUGUUUUUGGCUAAUUGUUGACUAAUCUUUUUACUUAUAUUGUCUUAUACUGACAAUGAGAAUACAGAAAAACUAUUUUAAAUUGUUUGAUUUUUUUUCUAACUGUGUGUGAUGGCAGUAAGUAAAAUAAGUAUUGACUCAUUAAGAAACUUUUUUGUUUUGUUUUUCGAGGAGAAACACCCUUGGCUGUGUGCUUAAAUAUAACAUCUUGCUCUUAAUUAGUUACCAUACUGGCACAUGCCCCCAAAGUGCCCCUUUGUUUUAUGCCCCACAUUUGUAUAGUUUGUACCCAAUGUCACACCAACAGACCCAUCUGAGGAAGGAGGUUCUCAUCUAAGAUUUUACAGACCAUUAGCCCUUCACUGUGUCAAAGCCAACCCCUCAUUUAAGCAGAAAAAUCCUCUCACAGAACAGGGUUUCCAUCGCAGGGCUUGUCAGCAGAAACAAUUCUCUUACAAUUUUCCUCUUUUAAACUCAUGUUGAGUUUAUGUCAAAGAACUCAAAUUUUUAUUUUACUUGGACACAUUUUCUGACCAAAGAAUUUAUCAAAAAAAUCCUCAACAGAAUAAUAAUCCAUCCAUCGAACUUGCUGAAUUGCCUUGUAAGGUCAGGGGGUUGCUGGAGCCAACCCAGCUACUGUACAUCAGGGUAUAUCCUGGCUUGCCAGCAUGCUGCAGGUUCACAUGCACACCUAGGGGCAAAAUAGACCUACAAAGCAUGUUUUUGGACUGUGGGAGGAAGCCAGAAUGCCCAAAGAAAACCUACGCUCACAUGGGGAGCACAUGCACACUCCACACAGGAAGGUCCUAACUGGGACUUGAACCAGAGCCAUCUCGCCAUGAGGCAAGAAUGUUAACAACUACACCAUCAUGCAACCCAUUAGAAAAUAAAAAACAUUAAAAACAAAUAAUAAUGAUGACAUCUGAAGUAUUUUUAGUGUAUUUCUUAAAUUGGUGGGUUUAAUCUAUGUACAAUUUAUUUUAUUUGGUUUAUUCAGGUUUUCUAAGAGCAACAUGACUGAUUCAACUGUCCAAGAAUGGAUUUGUAAGAAAGUAGUACAAAUGUAUGAGUCUGCAAGUAUGUAACUGUACUAAGGGCUGUAAGAAGCUGGUUAAUGCAUUCAUAUAAAUUGAACAUAGUGUAAGUGGCAGGGUAGUAGUAAUGAGCCCAUUCUUAGUAUAAAAUGUGAAACAUGAUUAAUUCCGAUGCAGAAAUCGGAAUUACAACUUCAGUUUUUUAAUAGAACUUCUGUAUGACAGUAGUCAGAUUUUUGUCAAACAGUAAUUUUAGGUGUUUUGUAUAAAGACUAAUGCUUGACAGCUGUGCCUUGGACUGAAGAGAACAUAGAAAGGGUUGCUGGUUCCUUUCUUCUCAAAGAAAACAACCUAUCCCUGGUCUUUUCAACCUUAAACACCUAUUUGAGCUGGAAACGUUGAUUCUCGAUAACAUCAAAUAACAUCCCUGAAACAUGUUAAGACUUCAGAAAUAUUAUUAACAUAGCAAUAAAUUAUUGUAACAUCUGAAUAAAGAUGAACAGUAAAAAUGAGCCUUGUGGAACUUCAAUACUGAUGUGAACAAAGUGAAGGAGAGACCAUUGAACAGCCACACACUGUUCAAAGCCUGAAAGGUAUAGAAAUCUGUGGCUGCCAAAAGGGUUUUAACAGUUAAACAUAAACAAUUUCUAUAUCAGCAUGAUGAGAAAUAACUUCUUACAUUUUCUUUUGAGUUUCUUUCUCUAGCCGCUGGAACAUAAUGGCGAUUUUAAAAAAAUAAACGUAAUUUUUUUAUUUGUUGAGUAAGAAUAAAAAUUUAUAGGACAGCUUUAAAGAUGUGGGUUAUGGUGGUUACAUUUGUAUUGCUGAUUUGUGUAACCUCUUGAGGGGUGGAGGGUGGCGGAUGAUGUCAAGACUCAGAAUGGCAAUAAAAACGAUGGAGAUGAAGAGCUGAAGCCUGAUUGUCUCAGAAACAUAAUUUCUAAAAUAAUCAAAUGAAGCUGUUGGCCAGUAAGUACCUCUUGUUUAGAAUAAUUACCGUAUGUUAUUAAACAUUUUUCUCUUCUGAAAUUUUACUUUUUUUUUCAAUUUCCAGGAAAUAUGGAUUUUUUUCCCAAGCCUAAAACAUAUUUGAGGUUUUUGUUUCACAGCUGAUUUUGAUUUGCAAUUCUAUAUGAUGUUUUUCAAUUGAUCCACAGAUUUGACCUCUUUGAAUGAGACAGAAAUCCCUCAAAUGAAGCAGUUUGGGACUUCUGUCAAAGCGAUCCUGUCCAUGCUGCCCUGUCUCUUCUUCCUGUAUGUUAACAGCAUCAUGGUGUUCGCCCUGCUGAGGAAACCUCUCUUACUGGAGACACCCCGAUACAUACUGUUUGCUCAUUUGCUCUUUACUGAGUCUAUCCAGCUCAUGCUGACAAUGUUGCUGUACAUAUUUGCUGUGACUAUGGUCCAAAUUGUUGGCUAUGUUUGCAUUGCUGUCACUCAAUUUGCUGCUAUUACUAUUAGGAUGUCUCCUCUAAACCUGGCUGUUAUGUCUUUAGAGAGAUAUGUUGCAAUCUCUUUUCCACUCAGGCACACCACCAUUUCUACGCCCAGACUGGCAGGUGUAGCCAUUGUUGUCAUAUGGACUGUGGCCUCUUUAGACACCUUCAUUCAAAUCUUUAUGUUUGUCAGUCUCAAAAGCAACAGCUUUUCCUCACAGGGAAUCUGCAAAAGAAACAGUGUCUUCCAAUUGCAUGUCUUUGUGAUUAUAGACAGAGCUUUCACUGUUGUAAAUUUUGUCCUGGUCACCACCAUUGUCCUUUACACAUAUAUAGCAGUUAUGAUCACUGCAAUGACUUCUUUGGAGCGCAGCAUCAACAAGGCACAUAAGACACUGUUGUUGCAUCUUUUUCAGUUGUGCUUGUGUCUGGUCUCCACUACGUUUGAUAUGAUAAACUCUAGUGAACUGUUAACUUUGGAUCGUGCAAUAGCGAUCGAUGUUCAGUUCGUCCUCUUUUUAAGUUUAAUAAUUUUCCCUAAAUGUUUGAGCCCCCUCAUUUAUGGACUCAGGGAUCACAACUUAAAACAUUCAUUUAAAUACCAUUUUACAUUUGGCUGCAUAUCCACUGUCACCCCAUAUUCUGGUUAACUAUCAGAGCAUUAAUUG
Molecule: messenger RNA, 4543 nt
Organism: Oryzias latipes (Japanese medaka)
Lineage: Eukaryota; Metazoa; Chordata; Actinopteri; Beloniformes; Adrianichthyidae
Source: RefSeq, a predicted model, not a curated record